Kickxella alabastrina is the source of this 3070-nucleotide messenger RNA. RefSeq lists its product as uncharacterized. NCBI's taxonomy places the organism in Eukaryota, Fungi, Kickxellomycota, Kickxellomycetes, Kickxellales, Kickxellaceae. The record is from RefSeq and is a predicted model, not a curated record. Bases 86 to 3070 code for a protein of 994 amino acids. Gene Ontology annotation, biological process: vesicle-mediated transport; autophagy; endosomal vesicle fusion. The transcript is spliced from 4 exons. Gene Ontology annotation, cellular component: cytoplasm; fungal-type vacuole membrane.
GCCUUUCAAUGUCUAUCACACAAUUCAUUUUUAAUUUUUCUUCUCUUGCCUUUUAUUUAGCCUCACCUCUACACAACUUAAAUUAAUGGACUCCAAUCAGCAGCAGCAGCAGCAGCUCGGCGAGUACAUUGUUCGCACACUGGCUGUUGGGUUGCCUGCAGCCAACGAGCCAAGUCAUCAGACAGACUCUCCAAAGGCUGCGCGGCGGCCCAGCCUAACACAACGCCUGGGUCUUAACACGCAGCAGAAGCAGAAGAACAAGGGCAAGGAGGUGGCGACAGACGACGUCACAGACAGCGGCGACAGCGAAGAACCCAGCUUGGCCCGGCCAAACAAGCAGCAGCAACAAAAGCCAGCCAAAAUUGAGUGCGUCGAUGUCGCCGGUGACAACGUGUACAUGGGCACCAGCAACGGGCACGUGCUGCACUACGCCGUGGGCGCAGUGACAAUGGAAAACGCAGACGGGGCUCCGGAGCGGCAGCUUGUGCGCAGCGUCAGCCUGCAGCUGGGUGCCAAGCGCGUCGAGCAGCUGCUUGUGCUGCCAACCCAGGCCAAGCUGGCCGUUCUGUGUGCGUCGACGCUGGUCAUUCUCGACCUGCCUCAGCUGCGGCCAGCAGCGGGCGCCGGCAUGCAGCAGCUGCGCGGUGUCUCCUGCAUUGCGCUGGACGAGCGCGUGCCGCGGCUGUUGGCGCAGGCCGACGCCGUUGGGCUGUGUGUUGCACGCGCGCGGUCGGUGCAGGUGUACAGGCUGGGCACUGACGCCAUGCGGCUGGAGCAGGAGUUUGCCGUGGCCAGCAGCGUCGGCAGCCUCAGCCACUACGGCAACUUUGUGUGCCUGGCCGACACCGAAACGUACAAAAUCAUCGACUUACGCAAGCUGCGCCGCGGCGCGCCUGCGGACGCUGAGCUAAUACUGCUGCCGACGCAGCAGCCGCAGACUGACGCCGCCACCGGCCGCGUGGCCAGGCCGCCGCGCCCGCGCACGCUCGUGGCCGGGCCAAACGAAUUCAUGAUUCUGGCUGCGUCUGGUGCUGACGCCAGCAGUGCAACGCUCGGCGUCAUUGUCACCGCGCUUGGCGAGGCGCGGCGCGGCACGCUGCAGUUUUCAGCGUACCCAAAGUCCAUUGCAUACGACGACCCGUUUGUCAUUGCGGUCUUUGCCAGCGGCCGCGUCGAAGUGCACGAUACGCGUCGGCCCGACCAGACGCUGGUGCAGACGCUCAGCUUUACCGACGACGCCUGCGAUGCCAGGCGGCCGCGCAGGCUGUGUGUGGCCGCUGCCGCCCACGUUGCUGUCGACGCGCCGCUGCUCGAGUGCGUCGACGAGGCCGUUUUGGCUAUCGACGAGGCGGCGCAGCCCGGCGCCGUCGAGACACAGUUCUGCGUGCAGCUGGCGGCCAUGGUAUGCCUCAAGCGCAUGCUGCUGGACGACGCGCUGCAGUACUUUAGGCGUGGCAUGAUGGAUCCACGCGCGCUGCUGCACCUGUUUCCUGCCUUUGUGCGCUACCUGGGCUCGCUGCUCGUGCCCUUUGCGCGCAUUCCGCUGGCCGCUGACGUGCGCGCGCUAUUCUGCGACAUUGGCGACAUUGGCACGCUCGUGCGUGCGGGCGCCAAGCAGCUUUUGGCUGACAGUAACGACGACGCGCAGAUUGCCGCGCUGGCCGACGCGCUGGCAGCCAACGCACUGGAGGUGCUCGAGCGCUACUUGGAGUUUUGCCGCGCGCAGAUGCAAGGGCAGCCGGCCGAGGGAGAGGGAGCCGCCGACGAUGGCGUGCAGCGAUUUGCACCCGAUGCUGUGCCCGUCAUUGACACUGCACUGGUGCGGCUGUACGCCAUCAACUCGCGCCACGAAAAGCUAUGUGCGCUUAUACAGGACCCUGCCAGCAGCCUUGUCGGCGACCUGGCUGCCGAUUACUUUGCUUCGACACAGCAACACUACUACCGCAGCCUGGUGUACAAGGCCCAGGGCGAUACGCGCCGCGUGCUUGACAUCUGGCACCGUCUGUUGCUGUGCGAGCUGUCAGACCCGCUGUUUGGCGGCCUGGCCGAGUACCUGCAUUAUGUCGAGCUGACAGACAGCCAGCCCACAAUGGCUGCCGAGUUCCGCUGGUCAGUCGCCGUCGAUGUCGAGGUCAGCGCGCCGCUGCAGAUUCUGCGCCACUUGUCCGAUGCCUUUGUCAGCCGCAUUGAUGCCGACGCUGCGUUUGCCGCUAUUGAGCCGCAUGGCGAUGAGCCGCUGCGUGCCUUCAUUGAGCGCCUAGUCGCAGCCAACCACUCACGGGCUACCCACUACAUGACAUAUCUGGUCUGCGUAUAUGUGCGUCAGAUCCGCGACUAUUAUUUGCCAGACACUCCCGAGGCCGGCAUCCGCAGCCUUGAGUUGGACUCUGGAUUUAGGCGCGCACAAGCAGAUGAUUUGCGACUGACUAUCCGUUCGCACCUUGCGCGGGUCGGCGCUACAGAUGAUGGCGCUAGAAUGCGGUCUAACUUGCUCAACGUACUGACCGCGCGUCCCGCUCGCUACAACCCAGCCCUGGUGCUUGAGUGCGUUGAAAAAGAGGCUCCGCUGCUGCUGCACACCGAACGAGCUGUGCUGUUGACCGCGCUCGGCAAACAACAGGAGGCUGUCAACGCACUGGUCGACGACGCUGGUGAUUACGCCGAGGCUGAGUUGCUGCUGCUGAUGCCUCUUGCCCAGCCUUCGCUUGCACGUGUAUUUCCGCAGGCAGCUUCCAACAGCCAGUCACCAAAUGGUGCCAGCCCCGAAAACAACAGCGUAUCCAUAUUAUUUUACAAGUACCUGGCAGUUGGGACUGAUCCCAAUGGUGAUGAGGACAUGGCCGCCCGUUUGGUAGCCGACCUACUGUCCCGAUAUCCUGACUCUCUGGGCAUGCAUGUUUUGGCUGACAUCCCUGGUCACUGGCCAUACAAUAUCACAGAACCAUUUAAUAAAUGGGCGUCCACAUGCUUCUUGAGUUUCUUCAAUAUAUUAUCUAUCGGUGCGAUACACCUGGAGUCUGUUGAUCGUUCAUCACAAGAUCUGCGGCUGGAUCUUAAAGAUCCCAAGUGA